CUGUGUAGAGCUUGGCGCGCGCGGUGUUGGUCUUUAUAAGGACAACUUGGCAUAAAGCAAAGAAAGCAACAAAAAAACAAAUACGCGUGUGUUUAACGGUGUUUUGCAAGGAGAGAGAGUGCCCAAAGCCAAAACAAUAACAACUCAAAUGAAAAUACGCAACGCAUAGCGUGGGUCACGUGCCACAGCUUACCAAAUAUAGCAACAAAAACCGAAAGCACAGAUUAUUCGCGUCAAUUAAAGCAGCAAAUGUUGAACGAAAAGCAAUAUUAGCUACGCCUAGUGAAUCGCGUUUAAUAUUUUCUAAAGUCACUAAUCUUUAUAUCGAAGAAAACGAAAAAUUAUUUAAAUUAAAUAAGCACAGAAAUAAAGUAAAAAGAAAUUUUAAUUAAUUUCAAACAUAAUUGUUUGCUGCCAAAAAUUCCGAGUGGUUCAGUGUAUCCAAAGCAUGCAGAAUUAACUAAAAAAAAAAUAACAAAAAAAUAAUAAUAAACGAAAAGUAUGAAGAAAAAAGUGAAAAAACGCAAAAUUGUGUGAGAAAAAUUUUUUUAAAAAUUAAGAAGAAGUAACAAGCCAGAAAAUCCGCAACAUUUUGUGUCAGGAUUAGUGUUGUGGAAAAGCGCAGCUAACACAUGCACACACACAGAGUUAAGAAAUACGUGUUCAGUUUAACAAACAGCGAGCUGCAAAAGAAAGAACAACAACAAUAAAACGUACAGAAAGUGCAAGUGAAAGCAGAUAUACAAAUAUAUAUGUGUGAAAUUUAUAUAAAUAUAUAUUGUGUAUAGCACAGUGCGUGUGUGUGCUUAAAUGAAAUUGCGUAAUAGCGUAAUUCGCACAUAUGUACGCCCAAUUGGGGUUAAGCUAAUUGGGUAGGCAAGCACGUAACUGCCGACGAAAAGGCAGUCGGCGAAAAGCAAAGAGCACAACAAAAACAUACCAAAUGCAAUAGCAAAUAACAACAACAAUAAGAAACAAGCAAUAAUACUUACGCUCAACAUAAAAGCAUAAAACGAAGAAAAGCAGACACAAAUAGCCGAAAAGAACCACAACAACAACAAUAACACGUUAAGUAACGAACAGUAGCAAGCAUGCCAUUCGGCCGCAAAUCACCAUUGGAGGCGCUCGCCUUGCCCGGCGUCAUUUUGGCCUACAAAUACAGUCAAUUUCGGCAAAGACGCCGCGAGGCAGCCAGCCGACGUGUGACGGAACGUGAGUUGGCCGCGCUGCAUCAUAAAAUCGACAAAUUGCUGAGCAAACUGGAGGAAAGCGAACCGGAUCCGCCAACCUCGCAAGAGGAUGAAUGUGUUAUCUGCAUAAAUGCGCGAGCGACCAUGCAAACAUCACCAUGCGGCCAUCGUGUCGUCUGUCGUCGCUGCUUUGUCAAGACAAUACAAAGUGCCGUAGCACAGCGACUGCUGCCACUGCGCUGUGUCAUCUGUCGUGCGCGUGUGAAUCGCCUCACCUCCAGCUCGGGCACUUGGCGCAUACAAGAGUCGGCGAGCAGCUAUUCCAUGGGUGCCAAAAGUUGGGCUUCCGCCGGUGUCGGUGCAGGUGGUGUGCACGCCUCGGCCAGUUCCUAUUCGAUGGGCGAUGCGCAUAGCGGCCACCAUGCCUUCCAGCCACAUCCCGCGCUGCAUGGUCGCUAUCCGCGCAGUCCGAAUGGUGGCGGUCGUGUUGCACAAUCGGAUAGCUUGUAUUCGAUGAGUUCGACGGGUUCGUCGUCACUGUCGGGUGUCUCACAUAUGUCCGCCUACUCUAAGACGUCUUCCAUUUCGAGUGGUCUCUGCUCACCCGCCUCACCCAUAUCACCGUCUGCCAUGUCAGCGUAUACACAGACACCGGUGCUGAAUAAUCAUUUGGCGCCACCCGGCGCAUCGACAUCACAUGGUACGCUCACGUUAUCGCCUUCCGGUUCAUCCGUUUCAGGUUCGCUCUCGCCACGUGAUGAUCACCAUCAUUCACAUUCACAUUCGGGUGGUUGUCCGGCGGGCUGUUCGGGUGCUAUACCGCGAAAGCCACUCAAUUCUUUGAGUAAUUCUUCGUCGAGCGGUUCGAGUAUUAGCAGCUGCAGCAGUUUUCCGCCCGCGACGCAUACUUAUCCCGGUCGUCGUUAUACCAAGGGACGACUGACGGAUCUACAAAAUAGACUGCCACCAAUUAAGGAGUUUCGCAGUCCAGCCAAAGUGCCACAUCCUUCGCCAGUGCACAUCAGCAAUCCACGUUUUCGUUAUUCUUCUUACACCAAAUCCUCAUCGAGUGCGCACGAAAUUGCUCCCUUGCUGUGCGAACCGCCUUCACCACCCAAAAGACCCAUGAACAUACUGGCGGCCUCUGCUUCAACUAAUGGCUUAUGUCCACCGCCGUUAAAGGCUGGUGGCACUGCCAAAAUUAGUCCUCUGGUGUCGAAGAACUCCCUGCCAAAGAAUGCCUACACUUUGGGUAAUAAAGAUAAGAAGACGCCAAUAAAUAGUACCAGCGGCAAUUCCGCCAAAGUGAAUGGGAAGCUUUCAAGCACAACAACAAACAACAGUAAUAGUAAGAAGGUGAAUUACGAUGCUAACGGUAAUAGCGUUUCAUUGGCGUCAACACCUGUACCGAAAUCGUCUGCGUCGAACCAAAAUAGCAAUAAUAAAUCGUAUUCAGCACCAACCUCCCGCUCCAACUCUUCCAACCGAAGUUUUCCACUAUUCUCCAAUACCAAUAGCAAUCACAAGGAGAAAGCCGACAAUAAGAAGAAUGAAUCUAUGGAGCGUAAGAAGAAGGAGGAGAAACUUAAAAUGAAAGCGGAAAAGGAAGCGAGAAAGGUGGGUGUACGUGAACGUGACGCUACAGCGACGACACGAACUAACGGUGUUUGUAAAGAUGAACAUAGCAAAAAUACUAAGCAAAAUAUUAUAAAAAAUGUUGGUGGUGAUGAUGAUGAUGAUGAUUAUGAGGAUGAUGAUAAAGAUGAAGACGAUGCACAUAACGUCGAUGGUGGUCGUAAUGGUGGUGGUGUUGGUGUCGGUGGUGGGUUAUUAUGCUUGUAUGGUGGUUUGGCUGCCUGGAAAGUAAUGUCGGAAGAGAAGCGUCUCGCCAAGGAAGAGGAACGUUUAGCGAAGCUGAUUGCUAAGGAAGAGAAGAAGAAGGGCAAAAAGGAAGCUAAGGAACUACUCAUCGCAAAUGAUGGCAACUGCAAGAAGUGAGGUUAUGAAAUGCUAAUGUCAGACGGCAAGGGAGCUAUAAAAAAUAUUAAAGAAAUGUUACUUACACAUUCCGACAAAAAGCUGCUUAAAAAUAUACAUAGAAUAACGCGAAGCAACACUAAACAACAAUAAAAAGUGCAAUUAUGGGCUGAAAAGACUCAAGUGUAGACAAAAUGUACUUGUUUUCAUGCGAAAAGUUAUCAAUUGGUACUAAAAUAUACUAAAUUGCUUGCAAUUAUUACGAAAUUGUGUAUUAAAAGAGCUGAAAAGAAACGUGGAACAUGCAUGUAACUAAGUUAUAUACUAAAAUGUUUAAAGGUCAUCUGAACGUACUCAAUUUAGUACUACAUACAAUAGGUAGGGAAUUACAUGCAAAAGAUACUAAAUUCUGUACCAAAAUCGUGAACUAAAACCACAAAUUUGAAUGCAGAAUGUAGCAAAAUACUAAAUGCUAUGUCAACAGUACUAAAUUUUGUACUACAAUUACUAAAACCCACGUUAAAGUGCGAAUUACACACAUUAGUUAUCAAAAAUCAUUUCAAUACGUACUGAAUGAAAUGAAGUACUAAAUUUUGUACUAAAAUUACCAAUAACCACAUUAAAGUGCAUUCCAAUAUGUACUGAAGAAAAUGAAGUACUAAAUUUUGUACUAAAAGUAAUAACUGGUAUGUGAAAGUACAAAAUUACGAGCAGUAUGCACUAAACAUGUACCAUAAUUACUACAUUUUGCGGAAAAGUCCUGAAAUAGCGAACUGUUUCGUACUAAAUAAACUGAAUUAAAUACAGAAAAUACUAAUUUGUAACAAUAAGAUUCUAAAAUAAUAAAUUUUCAAAACAUCACCGAACAUAAACUUAGAACCGCUCUACUACUGUGGACAAAAAAUUGUAAGACUUUUUAAACCUUCUGCGUCGAUAUAUACUUUUUCUAGAUUGGUAUGACUGUCAGUGUAGUAUGUGCUAAACGUCACAUCAGAAUAAUCAUUAGUGCUUAAAAUAUUAUUCUUUAAUGGUGUAGACACCGCUUACGCGGGUAUAGCCGAGUAUACAAAAACGCGCCUUCCUUUAGCAAUUUGGCAGUGGAGGUCCUUCUCUUCCUCUCCUUCUUCCGGCGUGUACUGCGUCGUAUAGUCUCAGAGCUGAAGUAUUUUCGUCCAUUCGGAGCACAAGACCUAGCCAGCGUAGCCGCUGUCUUUUAAUUCGCUGAACUAUGUCAACAUCGUCGUAUACCCCAUACAGCUCAUCGUUCCAUCGAAUGCGAUAUACGUCGUGGCCAAAGGACCAUAAAUCAUCCGGAGAACAUUUCUCUCGAAAACUCGUAACGUCAACUCAUCAGAUGUUGUCAUCGUCCAUGCCUCUGCACCAUAUAGCAGGACGGGAAUAAUGAGUGACCUAUAGAGUUACUUUUUGUUCGUCGAUAGAGAACUUUGCUUCUCAAUUGCCUACAUAGUCCGAGGUAGCACCUGUUGGCAAGAGUUCACCACAAGACCCAUUUGCUUCGCUUCCUUAUCUAUUCUGGAGAAAGCAGAUCCAACGGCACGAUUGUUAAGGUCAUUGAUAUCAAAAUCGUCGGCAUACGGCAGCAGCUGUACAUUCUUAUAGAAGAUGGUACCUGCUCGAUUAAGUUUUGCAGCUCGAAUUAUUAUCUACAGCAGUAUAUUGAUGAAGUCGCACGGCAGGGAGUCGCCUUGUCUGAAACCUCGUUUGUUAUCGGACGGUUCGGAGUGUUCCUUCCAGCCGGGCAGCGGCAUCUUCCCAAUUAAAGGACCGGACAUUCCAGAUGCAUACCCUGAAAUCGUAAUCCUUAAUACGUUUACCAUAGUCGCCAUCAAAAGGGGGUUUCCUAUUUGAGGCUGUUAAUUAGUUUUCAUUGGGGGCGUUUUUUACGUGGCGGGUCUCAAACCCAGCGCACAAUCCUGAGUAGGUAUGGUUCGUCUUCUCACUUUGGCUCGCCUUCGAAGCGGAUGUUCUUUGGCUAUCCAGAGUAAGCUUUGUCAAAGGUAAGAAGUCGUGAACUUCUUGAGCCAUAUGUAAAAGAAUCGUUCCUGACCACUUCCAAGUGAAUGGCGAUCAGAGAACUUUCCUUACUAGCGUGAACUUCUACACAUGACUCCAUUCUCCAAAAAAAGGCAGACGAUCAAUCGUCCGAAUAUCGUGGCUAAGGUGAUCCGAAGCCGAAAAAACCACGUCAAAGCAGGUCUAAAAUCAGGGUUUUGUUGACAGUUUUCUUCAACUAUCGAGGUGUGGUGCACUCUGAAUUCCGACCGACCAAACAGUCAACAAUGAAUACUAUUUGAAUGUUAUGUGUCGUUUCCGCGGUGCUAUUAGUAAAAAGAGGCCGGGAUCGCCAAAGUUUCAGCCAAUAUCAUGCCGCAAACUCAAACGACCGUUCCGGGAAAACCGUUUUGAGACCAUUGCAGACAUUAUACGUGAAUCGCUACGCUCAUUGAAGGCUAUUCCGGAAAUUGACUUUAACAGCUGUUUCGAGGAUUGGAAAAAACGUUGACACAAGUUUAUUGAAGACAAGGGGAAUUACUUGGAGGGGGCGUCAUAAAUCUUAAAAAACAAAUUAAGGGUUUUAAAAUUAUAAUAAAAGUCUUACUAUUUUUUGCUCAUAGUAGUAUAGUAUGAGGCCAGAAAAUUUCACAAACAUUAGCAAUAGUACUAAAUUACAAGCAAGAAAAUUCUAAAUUCCAUUGCGUACAAGAAAAGCUAAAGUAAAUGUAAAAAUAGCGAAAUAUGAGCAAGAUUAUAAAGAAUCAGAUAGUCUAGAAUAAAUUCAUUCAAAUAUUUAUUUACAAAUUAAAAGUACUUAAAGGCAAAUCAUACUAAAAACAACAGCUCGUACUAAACUGUAAAUGAUUAGUACGAAAUUACAUGAAAAUUAUUAUGUUUCAAACCUGAAGUAUAAAAAUUGCAUGCAAAAGUGCCGAAAUGCCAUAUACAAAUGCAAAACUGCACGCAGCAAGUACUAAAUCACAAAAAAGGUACACAAUUACACAAGUACAAAAAGUACUAAAUUACUGUGAGGUUAUGCAAAUGGUACCGAGCUGCUGGCGAAAAAUACUAAUUGCAUGCAACAAGUACUAAAGCAUGUACUAAAAGCACAUACUACUCUAAAGCAACUCUGAAAUAAAAAUCACAAAUAUUCUGAAAAAUACAUAUUUACAACAACAAAUACAAAAAUAUAAAGAAGCAAAAUUUCUAAAUUACAACAAAGAUUCUAAGCAACAUAGUAACUACUACACAGUACUUUCUAAAUACUGCUAUAAUUGUAGCAAUUGCAUAAAAAAUCGUUAGCUAAGUAGGUAUUUAGAUGCUUACUUAUGUAAAUCCAAUUAGUAGUCCCUUACCGGUACAUAUUCAUUAUACUCUGAAGUCAAUAUAAAAUCGAUUGUUUUUAAAAAUGGAAAUACACUUACAUACUAUUAACGAGAACUGUACUUUAUAACGACCUAAAGUAAUUGAAUUUUAAUUAAUUAAUGUAGUUAAUCCAAUAAAUGCCAAUUUGACUAACACCAAACCGUAAUGAAUUAAAUCUAAAAAGAAAAACUAAAAAAAUUGUAAACUAAAAUUUAAAUUCUUUAGUACUUUUAAAUUUUUCCAAAUUGUUUUACUCAUUUUAAUCAUUUAAUAUAGGUUUUUAGAACUACAUAUUGCAAAUAUUAAUUUGAAGAAAAAAGUUGAACAUCAGAAAAGAAACAUUUCAGAAGAAUAUUUUGACACUAUAAAUAUUUUUUCGUUCAAGGGUUAUAUACACUUAGAAGGCCGAAAAAAGCGUAUUUUCCGGAAUUUUUGUGAGAAAUUUUUUAAAUUUAUUGGUAAAAAAAUUUUAACACAUAUUUACGCUAUUUUUAACUGUAUUUUUGACUUAAUAUUAAUAAAAAUAUUUAUUUGGAAAGGAACUACAGCUGAUCUCUAGGAGCUCCUCUCAAAAUAGACGUUUUGCGGUGACCACUAUUUCUCUGCGCUGGAUUCUCUGGAAUUAAAAAACCAAACAUAUUUCGUUCAAGUAAUGUUAAAUCUAGUAAAGCAAAUCGAAGGAAUAAGCAAAAUACAUUUUUUUGACAAAAUGGCGAUUUCUGAAAAAAAAUAGAUUUUUGAGCAAAAUUCUUCGAUACUUAAACAAACUGAAUAGACACAUUAAUUUUAUUAUAAUUAAUUUCUUUAAUGAAUUUAUUUUUAAUGUUAAACUUACUUUAUGAUCCCUUGCCUUCUGUUGAACACUUCGUAGGAUCGUCUUCCAUCCUAGACUUUAACAAACUUUUUUGGAGCAAAAUUCGUAUUAGUUCUCAUUUCCUCAUUUCGAGGUUCCCUACUUUCUUAAAGAAAAGACACAGAAACUUAAAAAUUAAUGGGAGAUGUUUAUUAUCAUUCGAAAGAACAUUCUUUGGCAUUUAUUUUUGAAGAUUAUCUCUUUCAAAUGUUGGACGCGACUACUACUCAGAUCCGUUGAGUCCAAUCUUCGAUGGCUCGUUCGAGCAUUUCGACUGAUAACUGGCAAAUGACACGCGUAAUGUUUUGUUUUAAGGCUUGAAUCGAAGCGGGAUUGCCCAUAUAAACUUUAGACUUUACAUAUCCCCACAGGAAAAAUUCCAACAAUGAGACAUCACACGGUCAAUCGACCGGCCCAAAACGUUAAAUUAUCUGCACUGUUUGCUUGUUUACUUACUCAUUUUGCCAGAAAUGGACCUCAUCGCUGAACAAAAUUAGGUUCGAAAACGUAAGACCUUCUUGGAACUUUUCAAGUGCCCACAGAGCGAAGCGAUGUAGCUUGAGAAGGUCGAGCGUUUUUUAUACUUUGCCAAUUUAAGAUCUCGACAUAAAAUACUCCGAGUCGUUCCAUAUGUCAGGGUUACUGAAACUUUUUUAACGUGGAAAAAGAAAUUUCUCCCCUAAGAAAAAAUCAGAACACUAUCGGGCGUGUAGCUGAAGACAUAUUAGAGUAAGUGUGCUCCCUGUUUCUUUAAGCAUCUGCUAUAAUUUGUUCGAUUCACUACUCUCCAAUGCUUGGCGAAUGUCUAUCUAAGUUUAGCCAUAUACUGGUACUCGAAAUGUAUUGUUCAUGUACAUGUGUGUAUGUAGUUGUAUAUUUAUUUCUGAAAAUUUCUCCUUUUACAACACUCUGCCGUCAGUUACAGAGUUCAAAGUUGAGAAGAGGCCUUAACAUAGCACCCAAUACUUCUACCCUUUAGGAAAUCGUUUAAUGUUCUAAUCAUUCAGAAAACUAAGAUCCGGUCUUCUAUUUAUAACAUGCAGAGUUUUAUGAGGAUUUGAAACAAAAUUUUAGUUUUGGUUAUAGAAUAGUUAUAUAUUGGUUAUCCUACACUCAUAUUGCCAAACCAAGUUUGAGUUUUGGUUAUAAAGUGGUUACAUAUUGGUUAUCUUACACUUGGUUCAUAUUGAAAAACCAUAUUGCAAAACCAAGUUUGAGUUUUGGUUAUAAAGUGGUUACAUAUUGGUUAUCUUACACUCAUAUUGAAAAACCAAAUUGAGUUUUGGUUAUAAAAUGGAUAUAUUUUGGUUAUCUUACACUUAUAUUGAUAAACCAAAUUUGAUUUUUGGUUAUAAAAUGGUUAUAUAUUGGUUAUCUUACACUCAUAUUGAAACUAAAUUUGAGUUUCGGUUAUAAAAUGGUUAUAUAUUGGUUACCUUACACUCAUAUUGAAACACAAUUUAAGUUUUGGUUAUAAAAUGGUUAUAAAUUGGUUAUCUUACACUCAUAUUGAUUUGAGUUUUGGUUAUAUAUUGGUUAUCUUACACUCAUAUUAAAACAAGUUUGAAUUUGGGUAUAAAAUGGUUAUAUAUUGGUUAUCUUACACUCAUAUUGAAAAACCAAGUUCGAGUUUUGGUUAUAAAAUGGUUAUAUAUUGGUUACCUUACUUUCAAAAAGAUAAAGAAUCAUACAAAAUUUUUUUAAACGUCAAUUAUAUGUAUAUAAAUCUUCAAUAUAAUGCUUCUGAGAUGUAUACAUAUAUUUUUUUGAUUAAUUUGGUUCGAUUUCCCACAUUUUUAUUAACUUUCGAUAUUUAAGUUUUUUCAAAAUUUCACAAAAAAUGUUUGUCUAAUUAAUUCAAACUCGUAUACAAAAGUAUAAGAAGUGUCUAUUUUAGUAUCGUUAAAAACUUAUGGUUAAAAUAUAACAAAAAAAUAAAAUAAAAAUAUUUAAAAUACAAAAAGUCAAAUUCUAAAAUUCAAACUCUUCUUAUCGAAAUAAAUUUAACAAAAAUGCCCAAGCAAUUAUUCAAUAACUUCAUUUUCUACAGUAGUAACUAGAAAUAAAUAGAUAUAUGUCAGUAGAAUUUUCAAAGAAAAAUGUUGCAAGUGUAUAUUUUAUAUUAAAAAAGUUUAUUGAAAUGAAAAUUUUGAAAAAAUUAUAUAUUCUAACUUCUAGUGAGAUAUUUCUAUAUUAGAUUUUUACAAUAAAAAAUUGCAUUAAAAAAUAAAAAGGUUUAGUAAGAAUACUUAUAGCAUAUGCUGUAUGUACUUUCAAUCCAAUGAAGUAUGUAAGUAUGUAUUUGUACUCAGCAUAUUUCGAAAUGGAAAAAACAAAUAUUUAGUAGUUUUCAUAUUUACAUAAGGUGAAAAUAAUGAAAGUAAUUAAUUACAUAAAAAAACAAAAACAAAGGUUUAAAAAUUAAUUUCAAUUGGCGAAUUCGGGAGCAAUUUUCUGUACAUAUGUACUGAAGGUUCUAGACUUAUAUACAUAUGUAUAUACUUCUGUGCGUAUAUUUACUUUAAUUACCGUUAAUUAUACAUAUGUACGCUCAUAUAACACAUAUGUAUGACUUGUGAUCAUUAAUUACAUAUGUUUGUAUGUUUUGCGAUUAGCUGCAAACAAGGCGAGCAAAAUUCUACAUUGUACACAAUUAUUGCAAUUACAUGAAGAGAUUACAAAGGCAAAAACAAAUACAACAAAAAUUAGCCAUUAAUCGUGUGUCUAUGAAAUGUCUGAAAUUGAAGGCGAAUCAAGGCACAACAACAACAAAUCAAUAAAACUCACAAAGGCGAUGAGGCAGAUCAGCUUUAUAUAAACAUAUAUAUAUAAGUAUAUACAUAUAUA
Messenger RNA from Bactrocera neohumeralis, 10248 nucleotides. RefSeq lists its product as uncharacterized. The record is from RefSeq and is a predicted model, not a curated record. The transcript is spliced from 6 exons. NCBI's taxonomy places the organism in Eukaryota, Metazoa, Arthropoda, Insecta, Diptera, Tephritidae. The coding region runs from base 1092 to 3188 and encodes 698 amino acids.